AAUCAGGGGGUUCCCUUCCAACUUACCUUCCUACCCUUGCUCUUCUAGCGCUGGACCUUGAAAUCCGCCCACGUGCUUACACCUGCACUUACGCGCAUCCGCGCACUCCCCCUUCCCCCAUGCCUCUCCACACGCCACCGCCAGUCGCUGCGCAUGCCUGUCUGCGCGGCUGCAUUUCUCCCCUCAUCCCCUCCUCCCGUCAUCCCCUCCUCCCCUCAUCCCCUCACCCGUCUGCGCUCCCCUCUCUCUCUCCAGCUUUCACGGCGCGCAUCGGCCAGUCGUCGGCGCACCGUGCGCCAUCGCCUCCGCAUUCGUCUGUGAAACAAAGUCCUGGUCUGGCGAAAAGCCCUCGACUCGCGAGGUUCUUCCAUCCUGAUGACGCCACGUGGCAGGAUACUAAUGGGCAGGUUUCCCGCAACGGCGGGGGAAGGUCCGCAUGUGCGAGUCGGCAACAGCGGGACCGGCGGCGGCGGCGGCGCGUAGGCGAUCGACUGCAGCAGCAGUGCCAGUGCUUUUUGGAUGCCUCGUUAAAUGACGAAGCUUCAUCUGCUGGUUCCUCUUUUGACGCGACUCGCCAUCAACCCGCUUCCACCCACAUUGCCUCUUCCGCUUCCUCCCCUCACGUCUCCGCUUCCUCCGCUUCCUCCGCUUCCUCCGCCUCACCCAGUUCCUCCCCUUCGUCGCUGCCCCCCACUCCAUCCCUGUCGUCCGCCCACACCCCUUCCCCCCACAUUGCCUCCUCCGUCUCGUCCCAUCACCUCCCCGCUUCCUCCGCUUCUCCCCCCUCCUUUCCCCCAACCGCCCCCCUUGCGCCCAUCCUCCUCCCCCUGCUCUCCGCCUCCCCUCCCCCGCCCUCCUCCCCUGCGCCCUCCACUCUCCCCUCUGCGCCGCUCCCCUUAGGGCCAGGUCACUUUGAGUAUCUGCCGCUGAAGGCUCCUUUCCGCAUGGCCAUGGGGGUUGAGCCCAUGCACAUGCAAGACUGGAUAGAGAUCGACCCCUUUUACCGGCAGGAAAUGGCUUUAAGAAAGGCAAUUCUAGCGAAUCACCGGAGCACCGUCAUUGGAAGGGUUGGGGGGGAGAGAAAGAGGGGGGAGAGUGCGGAGGGCAGGGGGGGGAUGCAGGGGAGUGGGAGGGGAGCGAGUGAGGGAGGGAGAGGGGGAGUGGGAGGGGGAGAGAGUGAGGGAGGGAGAGGGGGAUUGGGAGGGGGCGAGAGUGAGGGAGGCGGAAUGGGAGUUGCUUCACAUGCUGGCUAAUUUCCUGCCCUCGAGAUAUCCAGAUAUCUUCUCCCUCUCUCACUGUCGUCUGCACAACCACGCCACGGGUGAUUCGUUCGACCUGUCGGAUACAUCCCAGGACCCCCUAGAGAUCAUCUCGCAACUGAUACAGGAAGAUGUGUGCCUGAUGAUCCCUUGCUCGACCUCCUCCACUUCCCCUUCCUCCUCCUCCCAUCCCUCCACUUCGUCCCCUUCCACCACUCCUCCCCUCUAUCUAGUCUCUGGUGCUGUUCUUUUCCCAAACGGCUGGAUUCUGCCCGAAAAACUCGGGCUGCCCACAGCUCAAAUCCAUGGGCCCGUGCCUCUCUACGAGUCGACGAUCUCUCGAGCAGUCAACAAAUUUCUGAACAAUUUGCAGCCGGGCAGCCCGUUUUCUCGCUCCAAUUGGACUAUAACCGACGACCCGCGCCUCUUCCGCCCGAUUUCAGAGGCUUCAUACGCCUCUCUGGUGCAGCUCAGGGCCAACAUGGGAGAGAGCAGUCAGCAGACGCUGGAGCAGGGGCAUCCAGCAGAGGGUCAGGCGCAGGAGCAGCCGCAAAGCGAUGAGGAGGAUCCAAUAACCGUGGAGAAUGCGGGAUGGAAGCUGUUCACUCGGAGUGAAAGGGAGACGUUCGUGCGCCUGCCUGAGACCGGAGCAGUACUGUUCACCAUCCGCACACACAUGAAGCCACUGCGUGUCUUCUCCGGGCGGCGCCAGCUGGCUGCUGAUGUGGCGCAGGCCAUGGACGCGCUGCCAAGCGAGAUGAGGCGGUACAAGAUGAUUGGAGGGCGGCUUGCUGAUGUGGCACGGGAGUAUCUGCUGCGAUGCUCCCAGGGGAUUGUGUAGUGGUUUACAUUCCAGCUAACUCAGCCUGAGGACUUGUAGUGUGGAAGGGCUGCUUGUACACCAGCUGCGCUUUCUUGUCUUUUUUACAGCGCCUCAUUGUAUGUACAGUGCGAUGAAAUGGCUUUGUACAUAAACCAACUUGCUUUUG
This is a messenger RNA of Closterium sp. NIES-67, 2248 nucleotides long. The record is from the annotation of a GenBank genome assembly. Lineage: Eukaryota; Viridiplantae; Streptophyta; Zygnematophyceae; Desmidiales; Closteriaceae.